AUGCCACUAUUUGCCAAGAAAGUUCCCAAGCCCACAAUACCAGCCGAUUCGGUAUUUCACGACAACAACAAUGGUCUAAUGUCAAAUGGUAAAGUACCCCCCAGCCAGCAGCAACAACAACAGAAUGGCAAUUACACUCAAAGGACACCAUCGAUAAGUGAAUCAAAUGUUCAAAAACCCCAAUUAGUAUUCCAUUGCCAGCUGGCCCAUGGCAGUCCCACUGGCCUAAUUACCGGCUUUGCCAGUGUACGAGAAUUGUAUAAGAAAAUUGCCGAAUGUUAUGAUAUACCAGCUGAGGAGAUCUUGUUCUGCACCCUCAACUCCCACAAGGUGGAUAUGACCAAACUGCUGGGUGGUCAAAUUGGUUUGGAUGAUUUCAUAUUUGCCCAUCGAAAAGGCCAGCCAAAGGAAAUUGAAAUUGUCAAAUCGGAAGAUGCCUUGGGCCUGACCAUUACCGAUAAUGGUGCCGGUUUUGCAUUUAUCAAACGGAUCAAAGAGGGAUCCAUUAUUGAUCGCAUCGAACACAUUUUAGUGGGAGAUCACAUCGAGAAAUUGAACGGGGAGAGUAUG
This is a messenger RNA of Musca vetustissima, 570 nucleotides long. Its product is annotated as PDZ domain-containing protein GIPC1-like. The record is from RefSeq and is a predicted model, not a curated record. Lineage: Eukaryota; Metazoa; Arthropoda; Insecta; Diptera; Muscidae. The transcript has a single exon. The annotation marks the transcript as partial. Gene Ontology annotation, molecular function: protein binding.